This is a messenger RNA of Nymphaea colorata (pocket water lily), 885 nucleotides long. RefSeq lists its product as uncharacterized. Bases 104 to 682 code for a protein of 192 amino acids. The transcript has 4 exons. The record is from RefSeq and is a predicted model, not a curated record. Lineage: Eukaryota; Viridiplantae; Streptophyta; Magnoliopsida; Nymphaeales; Nymphaeaceae.
AACAACCGAAAAAUGAACAAGGAUAAAGAAGUGAAAGCCCAACCAUCCGCCCGCUGGAACGGGGAGACGAGCUUUUGUUGACAAGGUAAGGAGGGACGGAAGCAUGCCGUCCUCGUCACUCCUCUCGUUCUUGGAGGCUCCCGUCCACCCCCCGUCCCAUCCCAAUGCGUUGAAGCACAAGAUCAGGACGCCAUCGAAAUAUCGAAACGUGACGGUUUUUAAUCAUAAUGGCCCGCUGAGCUUGUCAUGGAGUGAAGGAAAGAAGAAAGAGUUCAGUGGUAGCCAUUCUUCGCAAAUCCAGCAAGGGGCUCUACCUCUGGCUGUCACUAUUUCAGUUCUUCUCUGCUCAUUUCCAGCGAAAGCAGGAAUCCUCUCUGGCUUCUCAGGCCUUGAAUCGGUCCCGGGACCCCAGCUGCCUCAAGUUGAUUUUCUGGCGCGGUUAAACGAGGAAAAUCAAAAGAAGUAUGCUGACUUUGACGCAAGGUUUAAAUCUUCACCUUUGCUGAAAAAACUUCUGGAAAAGUCUAAGCUCAACAGAGAGAAAAACCGGCAACAAAUUCUGGAUAAGUAUUGUGAACGUGGAGCAGAAUGGGGUGUUGGUGAUUGUUCAACUGAAGGAAUGACGCCAGAAGAAAGGGAUGUGUUCAUCAAGACACUGAAGAAAAAUAGCACUGCUAGAUAAGCCAGGGUUUGUUUUUUCCUUCUUCUGUGAGUUUUUUUCUCUUGCAUCAGACUAUGCAAGUAACAACAUGAUUCCAAAUUUGUGAAAAAGCCGACCUUUCCCUUUUUGGUCAUAGGCUUUCAUCUAGGUUUUUCUAACCAUUCAUAUUUUGGCUGGUAGUUUACCGGAAUAUCAUUUGAAUGAAAACGAUAAACCUCUCUCUC